AUGAUGGCUGCAUGCCAAAAUGUGGAAACGUACGCAGCAGCUCAAGUCUUCUACUGGGUCGGCUUCAACGGAAUGGCAUAUGUGCUUGACGUAUUCAUGGCAGAUACUUCAAUUCUGAAGAAUCGAGCUUUAGUAUUUGCUUUCUCAACAACACCAUACAUCGUUACAAUCUUUGCUGGUCCAAGAGCUGCUCAAUCAUUCCUCGAGACUAGCGGUUUUCGAUGGGGAUAUGGAGUGUAUACCAUUAUCACUCCUAUCAUCACUUUACCUAUUCUGACACUUCUCUGGCGAAAUCAACGCAAGGCCACCAAAUUGGGCUUGUAUGUCAAGGAAAAGAGUGGACGUACAUUGGCGCAAAGCGUUAGCCACUACUUCUGGGAAUUUGAUUUUAUUGGUCUCAUUCUCAUUAUCGCGGGCUUUACCUUGAUCCUCCUCCCAAUCUCCCUAUCGACUUACCAAAAGAACGGAUAUCAGUCACCCAUGAUCAUCGCCAUGCUUGUCAUCGGAGGUGUCUGUCUGAUCGCAUUUGCGCUCUACGAGAAGUUCCUCGCACCAAAGUCUUUCAUUCCAUUCAAGCUUCUCGUUGACCCUUCAGUUGCUGGAGCAUGUAUGCUGGCAUGCUUCCUGUUCCUGAGCUUCUACAUAUGGGACAGCUAUCUCUACAGCUAUCUGCAAGCUGUUCACGGUCUCUCGGUCACCAACAGUGGAUAUGUUUACAAUAUCUACUCGAUUGGAUCUUGUUUCUGGGCUGUCAUUUUCGCGGGCAUGAUUCGUUAUUUUGGACGCUUCAAAUACCUCGCCAUGGCACAUCUCUGCCUUCAAAUUCUCGGUGUCGGGCUCAUGAUCCUACUCCGAAAGCCUAACUACGGUAUCGGCUAUGUGAUCAUGACCCAGAUUUUCAUCGCCUUUGGGGGAGGUGGGCUGGUCAUCAGUGAAGAAAUGGCUGUUAUGGCUGCAGCACCGCACGAAGGCGUUGCCAGUAUGUUGGCGCUCAUCGGACUAUUUUCUUCCGUUGGAGGAGCAAUUGGAUCUGCGAUUUCCACUGCUAUAUACACCAAGAAAUUCCCGGAGGCACUUGAUCGUUAUUUGCCUGGCAAUGCUACACUAAAUGCGCAGUUGUAUGGUAGUCUGCCAAUCCAGUUGAGCUACCCUAUGGGCUCGCCAGAACGUGAUGCAGUUAUUCUGGCUUACGGAGAUGCCAUGUGGUACCUCACUAUUGCUGGAACUGUAGUACUAGUUCCGUGCUUCUUCUUCAUUGGGAUUUGGAAGGAUUUCAAGAUCAAGGAGUUGAGACAGGUUAAGGGCACAGUUCUGUAG
Cadophora gregata is the source of this 1317-nucleotide messenger RNA. RefSeq lists its product as uncharacterized. Bases 1 to 1317 code for a protein of 438 amino acids. The transcript is spliced from 2 exons. Gene Ontology annotation, biological process: transmembrane transport. NCBI's taxonomy places the organism in Eukaryota, Fungi, Ascomycota, Leotiomycetes, Helotiales, Ploettnerulaceae. The record is from RefSeq and is a predicted model, not a curated record. Gene Ontology annotation, molecular function: transmembrane transporter activity.